Messenger RNA from Rhipicephalus sanguineus (brown dog tick), 635 nucleotides. Its product is annotated as phosphate-regulating neutral endopeptidase PHEX. Gene Ontology annotation, molecular function: metalloendopeptidase activity. The coding region runs from base 7 to 564 and encodes 185 amino acids. The transcript is spliced from 6 exons. Lineage: Eukaryota; Metazoa; Arthropoda; Arachnida; Ixodida; Ixodidae. Gene Ontology annotation, biological process: proteolysis. The record is from RefSeq and is a predicted model, not a curated record.
CUCCAGAUGCCAGUGCUCGCGUACUACGUUCUACACGCACUACUGCCAAUGUUCUUCCACGCCGGUUCCGUGUAUGACGAAAAGGGUGCCUACGACGAAUGGUGGAGCGUCGAAAACGAGGAGAGCUUUUCGCGGGCCGAGCAUUGCCUCGUUCAGCAGUUCCUCGAUUCGACCAAAUCGGAUGCCUCGCAAGAAGAAGCUAAAGCGAUGGCUGCCCAAGUGAUGACCCAAAAUUUCAUACUGGCGCCGUCGUUCGAGGCCUUCAAGAACAGUCUCGAAGAAUCAAGAUAUAGCAUGUCGAAUUUCAGCCUGCACCACAAUUUUCCAGCUGACAGCAAGCAAGUGUUUUAUGCGGCGCAUAUGAUGGCUCUCUGUGACGAAACUGACACAGCCCAGAAUUCGUUCAUUUAUCGCAUGUUCAACGAAGAGCUCUCCGAUUUCUACAGGCAAAACGUUCCCUUCUACAAUUUUCGGGAAUACGAAGACCAGAUCUCGGACUGCCAGCCAGCCCCGGCAAACGAGUUGUCCAAGCUUCGCCGCUGUCGAAUAUGGAACGAGUACUGAGAUAGAAACGAGUAUACCCAAAGCAACAAUAGCCAACUUUUUAUAACGAAUGUAUCUUUUUAAGGCAAAAA